AUCAUUUUUCUUCUCCGGCCCCAUGGAGGAAGUGAGAAAGUUGGCACAGUCACGCCGGGCUUCGCAGGACCAGGUCACUCAGUGACAGAUGGACAAUGCAAGAAUGAACUCCUUCCUGGAAUACCCCAUACUUAGCAGUGGCGACUCGGGGACCUGCUCAGCCCGAGCCUACCCCUCGGACCAUAGGAUUACAACUUUCCAGUCGUGCGCGGUCAGCGCCAACAGUUGCGGCGGCGACGACCGCUUCCUAGUGGGCAGGGGGGUGCAGAUCGGUUCGCCCCACCACCACCACCACCACCACCAUCGCCACCCCCAGCCGGCUACCUACCAGACUUCCGGGAACCUGGGGGUGUCCUACUCCCACUCAAGUUGUGGUCCAAGCUAUGGCUCACAGAACUUCAGUGCGCCUUACAGCCCCUACGCGUUAAAUCAGGAAGCAGACGUAAGUGGUGGGUACCCCCAGUGCGCUCCCGCUGUUUACUCUGGAAAUCUCUCAUCUCCCAUGGUCCAGCAUCACCACCACCACCAGGGUUAUGCUGGGGGCGCGGUGGGCUCGCCUCAAUACAUUCACCACUCAUAUGGACAGGAGCACCAGAGCCUGGCCCUGGCUACGUAUAAUAACUCCUUGUCCCCUCUCCACGCCAGCCACCAAGAAGCCUGUCGCUCCCCCGCAUCGGAGACAUCUUCUCCAGCGCAGACUUUUGACUGGAUGAAAGUCAAAAGAAACCCUCCCAAAACAGGGAAAGUUGGAGAGUACGGCUACCUGGGUCAACCCAACGCGGUGCGCACCAACUUCACUACCAAGCAGCUCACGGAACUGGAGAAGGAGUUCCACUUCAACAAGUACCUGACGCGCGCCCGCAGGGUGGAGAUCGCUGCAUCCCUGCAGCUCAACGAGACCCAAGUGAAGAUCUGGUUCCAGAACCGCCGAAUGAAGCAAAAGAAACGUGAGAAGGAGGGUCUCUUGCCCAUCUCUCCGGCCACCCCGCCAGGAAACGACGAGAAGGCCGAGGAAUCCUCAGAGAAGUCCAGCUCUUCGCCCUGCGUUCCUUCCCCGGGGUCUUCUACCUCAGACACUCUGACUACCUCCCACUGAGGCGGCUCCAGCCCCAGACAACAGCCCAGGCAUCUCCUUGGGCUGGGACUUCUUACCCAAAGCACAUGCUUAGCUUAUCUUUCUUUCCAUUUACAGUCUCUUUCUUCCUUUCUAAUCCUAUCUGGGGAGCUCCUGGCCAGGAUAAUAUAUUUGCAGAUAAUUCUGGACCAGAGACUUGGUGCGGGGUUAACACCUUCAUCCAGAUUGGGUGCCAGCAUACAUUUUCUGGUGGGCCUUAACAUCCCUCCUGCUUUUAGGAGAAUUCACAGAACCUACUGUUCCUUUCAGAUGACCUUUUGGAAAAUAGUUCCCUUUGCCAACAGAAACAUGCCAGAAGGAAUCUUCUCAUCUUUUAUCUAACUAUAUGUACAGCUCUCCCCUCCCUUGUCCUUGAAAGUAGGAUAUAGCGAAAGGCGAGUCCAGGAGCUCAGGAAGAAGAGAUGCACUAUAUGUUUACACAAUUAAUUCAUCCCUUAAUUUAAGUCAUUUUCAUGUGUGUGAGUUUGCUGGUUGUAAAUACUUUGUCCUAAGAGAUUUAUCUUUAUACAGAUUUUCUAGAAAUGUUUAGGUUACUAAAACAGGGUGGGCAAACUCUCUAAACUGGUACAAUUUUAUAGGUGAAAGAAAAAAUUCCCUCAUUUAAACCCAAUCAGAUGCCUCAGAGGGUAGCCUUGAUUUGUUCUUACAGUUAAGAAGCCCUGCAGAGCACAAACUUCAGAAACCCGGCUUCCUGUGCUAAGUCUUUCCCAAUCUCUACCCCUUUCUUCUCGGGCCACCCUCUGUUUAAAAUUUGUGCUGGGUUAUUCAGAACCUAAAAGUAUUAUUCAAACCAAUUUCUUCCUUCCACAGUUAUCUUAGCUGGAUAUAAUGUAUUUUCAGCUCAAUUGUUAAUGUGAUGGAUGGCACAAUGAAUGUAUAUUUUGUGUUAUUCGUGAAUAGUCUUUUGCAUGUCGCACAAUGUUUGAUGUCCCCAAAGUACCACACUGAGUUCUAUCAGUUAUCCUUUGUGAGCCUAUGAUAUUCCCCAUUUCCUGUACAAUCAUGAACAGCUCUGAGAUCCUGGAGUGAUAUGAUCCAGAGCAGAGUUUACGGGUCUUAGGAUGUCUGUAAUAAAUAAAUAUACUCAAGUUUCAGGUAUGCUUAAGCAUCCGUGUAUUUGGCUGGGCUACAAUUUGUUAAUUCCUAUGAAGUUGGCACAUUUCAUGAGGGGAAAGGGAGAAGGGUGGUAAAUAUUUUCAAAGAGAUGGGCCUUUUCUUGAAUAAAAGUUAAUAACAGCUCCUUUAUUAUAAUCAAAGCUCAUAAUGGAAAAAAAGACUGAUGAAGAAAUUUAUGAAGCAGAUUUAUUUUUGAAACAAACAUGGAUACUUCCUGGGUCAAGUGCUAACCUUUUCACCUCCAACUGGAUGUUGACGUAUAUAUAAACAGAACUCCCUUCAAAAGCCAAAA
This is a messenger RNA of Homo sapiens (human), 2543 nucleotides long. RefSeq names its product homeobox A1 (gene HOXA1). Gene Ontology annotation, molecular function: sequence-specific DNA binding; DNA-binding transcription factor activity, RNA polymerase II-specific; DNA-binding transcription factor activity. Lineage: Eukaryota; Metazoa; Chordata; Mammalia; Primates; Hominidae. Gene Ontology annotation, cellular component: nucleus. The transcript has 2 exons. Bases 89 to 1096 code for a protein of 335 amino acids. Gene Ontology annotation, biological process: regulation of transcription by RNA polymerase II; regulation of DNA-templated transcription. The record is from RefSeq and is marked reviewed.